AUUUAUAUAUGUAUAAGCGACUUGUUCGCUGCUCAACCCUACCUGAAGAUUCACGAGGUGGCAUAGGCAGAGUCCACCAACAAAAAUCAGUCCAUGGUUAUGGUUGAAUUAAAACCUUAGCAAUUUCCCUUUCCUUUUUUCUAUCCAACCGAAAGAAAUGAGAGGAGAUUUGGAGAACUUUGCAGCGGCAGUAAAAUUGGAAGAAAUGAAGAAAUGUUUGUUCAACACUCGCAUUUGUGGGUCGAACCAGAAAGGGAGAAUAACCAAAGGAGCAGCUGCACAUCAGUGGGAGAAUUUCUCCAAGGGAUUCUACCAAGAAUGGUAUUGGGGUUUGUGAGGUUAGCUGGUGAAGAGAUCAACAAUUUUUGGGAGACUAAGAGUUUCCUAUGGUUGCUGGUAGCGAACAAGCUUUUCAAGCUUGUUAAGGGUGGGCUGCCCAUGUAUGUAGCCAGUCAUGGUUUAUACAACUGAAAGCCUCCAACAGUGUUUGUACCACCAUCAAUCAAAGAAGAUGUUGAGAAGCUGUUUGAAAUUAAUAGGGCAAUGGGCCAAGUGGAACUAAACCUUGAUUUGGUAGCACUAGAUGUUGGUGUGUAGCUUUGGUUAGAAAGUUCUGUAACUCUUUGACAUUUAUAAUCUUUAUAAUGAAUAUUGCCAACUUGACUUCAGGUGAAACAUAUGAAUUGUGGAAUGACAUUGUUGUGAGACCUUUUAGAACUCACCAUGUUAUACCAAGCCAGGUAUCUUUAACUUUUAAUUCUGUGAAUUGUGCAGAAAAUAUAGAAAAAGUAUAUAUAUUAUUUAUUUGUGAAUGUUCAAAUCUCUGAAUUAGAUAAAUAAAUUGGAAACCCAUUCUUGAGAGAUAAAAUUGUGAUCCACCCAUAAAUAAGUUUUACCUUUGAUAUCUUCUGCACACUGCAAGCUAGAGUGUCGGCAAAGGUGGUCCCUCUAAUGGAAGGUUUCAAAUCAAUGUAUUCUUAAUUAUCUUCUAUUAGCCGAUAUAGCAUAUCUGAGGGCAAUCUAGAAUUUCGGCGAAAGUGAUUCUUGGUCUUUCUAGAAAGUUCACCGGUUCUAAAUUCUCGAGGAAUGCACUCACAAGAUCUUGCCAAUUUGGCCCAAGUUGAGAACAGCAGUAAAUUUCAGGUUUGGAU
Molecule: messenger RNA, 1151 nt
Organism: Rubroshorea leprosula
Lineage: Eukaryota; Viridiplantae; Streptophyta; Magnoliopsida; Malvales; Dipterocarpaceae
Source: the annotation of a GenBank genome assembly